AUGCCGGGAAAAGAAGCAUUAAAUGAGUAUAUGGACUAUGCCACCAUCCAUGGCGUUGGUCGACUGAAGAAUUCACCAUUUAAGGAUUUUGAUGAGUAUAACUACACGGCAUUUGAUAGUUCUAACACUAGCUCGAUUGACAAUGAUGUGUUAUUCUACUCGGCCGAAAAGUUUAAGACAAAGCUGGCUCUACUUGAUUUUGAAACACUAAUGGAAUACUCGCAACCAAUGAAUGAGUUAAUUUUGAUUUGCAAUUUUGCCGGCAAAACUUGCAACGAGAACGCCUGGAAUAUUAAACGCUCGUAUGAGUACGGCCUUUGUUACGAGUUCUACCCCGACUACCAGAUGUGUACGGACCCGAAUAUACAGUCCGGCUGUGGAAAUGUAGCCUCAGCAGGCCAGCAAUAUGGGCUAGAAAUUCUAUUGAAUGUUGAUCAAGAACAAUCGAUUCCGUUUGUAACAUCAUCGACUGGUGUGUUAGUCAUCCCGUCACAUAAAUACCAUGACCAUGUCGAAACAAAUCAAGGGAUAUUUGUGCCUACUGGAUUCGAGGCAAACAUUGCUUUGAGGAAGGAAUGUAUUAACAAUUAUCAAGAGAUUCACAUUCUAGAAGUGUGUGGCUGUUUGCAUCACUUUUAUGAAACCGGUAUGCUCAACGCUUCUAUCCCGCCAGAGAAGUUGAUGGAUCCAUACACAGGAGAUAUACCUUGCUAUACUGAUGUACAUCUAAAUUGUGUUCGCGAGACGCUUGCUCAAUUCGUUUUGAAAACGCCAGCAAGUUUUGACAAUUGCCUGCCAAGCUGCGAGGAAGAAUCUAUCGACAAGAGACUAGUGUUAUUGAAUUGGCCGAAUGAGUUUUUUACUCCAAUUCUUCGACGAAUAGUAAAAUCAAAGUUACCAAAGUAUGACUUGGAGUCAUUGAACAGAGAUAAAAUCAGAGACAACAUGCUUCUUAUGCGUGUGUAUUUGGACACACUCUCAUACGAACACGUCAAGGAGGAGUACUCUUAUGGGAUUGUGAAUUUUGUCAGCGAUAUCGGAGGACAACUUGGACUUUGGGCAGGUUUUUCGAUUUUGUCCGUGCUGGAAGUUAUAGAACUAGUGCUGCUCGUGUUUGCAAUGAAGAAAAGGCAAAACGAGACAAGGGCGCGGGAGACCACAUCUGUUACCCAAGUCCAACCUAUUGUGAAUGACACGGAUGCUCCAGUGAAAGAAAAACCAUAUAUUUAA
Mya arenaria is the source of this 1230-nucleotide messenger RNA. RefSeq names its product amiloride-sensitive sodium channel subunit beta-like. Gene Ontology annotation, molecular function: sodium channel activity. The transcript has 9 exons. Bases 1 to 1230 code for a protein of 409 amino acids. The record is from RefSeq and is a predicted model, not a curated record. Gene Ontology annotation, biological process: sodium ion transport. Gene Ontology annotation, cellular component: membrane. NCBI's taxonomy places the organism in Eukaryota, Metazoa, Mollusca, Bivalvia, Myida, Myidae.